This is a messenger RNA of Trichomonas vaginalis G3, 429 nucleotides long. RefSeq lists its product as uncharacterized. Lineage: Eukaryota; Parabasalia; Trichomonadida; Trichomonadidae. The transcript has a single exon. The record is from RefSeq and is a predicted model, not a curated record. Bases 1 to 429 code for a protein of 142 amino acids.
AUGACUGACUUCAAUCAGCUUCUCGGAGAGUAUCUCGACAAGACAGUUAUGGCAUUAAACAACAUUGCAACACUUACAGAAAACUUUGUUAGCAAUUGCGUUGAGAAUGGCUGCGUUCCACCACAUCCAGCAGAUAUUGCUCGCCAGAACUACUUCAAAGAAAUAACAGGAAGUGAAAUUCCAAAAUUCGAAAAGACAGAAAAGACAGAAACAAAGACAACAAAGAAACCAGCGGCAAAGAAAUCAGAAAAGACUGAAGAAAAGAAAGAAACAACAGAGAAAAAGAAUGAAAAGAAAGUAGAAAAGGAAGCAAAGAAAGAAGAACCAAAGAAUGAUGAGUAUGACCAAACUCCAGCAUCUAGCCAAACUGUAGACGAAACUCCAUCUCAGCGCCAUCGCCAUCGCCACCGCAAGCAAAAGCAAGAAUAA